AUGGCUCACCUUCUGUCUUCCAGUGUCAAGACGCUCCUUCGUAAGGCUCCCACUGCCUCGUUUGGAAGGACAACUGCCACCAGAUCUGUGACUACCCUUCAAGAUACCCUUGCCGCGCAAGUCCCCGAAAAGCAAAAGGCGUUGGGCGCCCUUAAGAAGGAGCAUGGAGACCAUGUCAUUGGCCAAGUUACCAUUGAUCAAUGCAUUGGUGGAGCCCGUGGAGUCAAGUGCAUGCUUUGGGAAACAUCCAACUUGGAUCCUGAAGAGGGAAUCCGAUUCCGUGGAUUGACCAUUCCCGAAUGCCAGGCUGUUUUGCCCACCUACUCUGGAAAGCAAGGAGAUGGUGAACCACUCUUGGAAUCCUUGAUUUGGUUGCUUUUGACCAGCGAAGUUCCCACCAAGGAACAGGUCGAUACCUUGACGGCGGAAUUGCACGCUCGUGCCGAAUUGCCAUCCCACGUCAUUCCUCUCCUCAACUCAUUGCCCAAGGAUAUGCACCCCAUGACGCAAUUCGCCAUUGGAUUGAAUGCCUGUCAAACCGAAAGCAAAUUUGCCAAGGCGUACGCCGAUGGUGUCCCCAAGACGGAUUAUCAUUUGUACUGUCUGGAAGAUAUCCUCUCCGUCUUUGCCAUGCUGCCCGAGAUUGCCGCUACCAUCUAUCGUAAUGUCUACUUUGACGGUGUCGUCAACAAGGACACCUCCUUGGAUUACUCGGGUAACUUUUGCCGCAUGUUGGGAUACGAUAAUCCAUCGUUUGAUGAAUUGAUGCGUUUGUAUCUGUGCAUCCACACGGAUCACGAAGGAGGAAAUGCCAGUGCCCACACCACGCACUUGGUCGGAUCCACCCUCAGCGAUCCCUUCUUGAGUUAUUCCGCUGGAUUGAACGCCUUGGCGGGACCACUCCACGGGUUGGCCAACCAAGAAGUCCUCAAGUGGAUCCAAGAUCUAAAGGCCAAAUUCGAUGCCGAGGGCAAGGCAGUCAAUGCCGAUACCAUUACCGAAUUCGCCUGGGAUACCCUCAAUGCCAAAAAGGUCAUUCCAGGAUACGGACAUGCUGUCUUGCGAAAAACCGAUCCCCGCUACACUUGCCAACGUGAAUUUGGUCUGAAGCACAUGCCCGAUGACGAGUUGUUCAACGUGGUCGAAACCAUCUACCAGGUCAUGCCGGGAAUUUUGAAGGAACACGGAAAGGUGGCCAACCCCUACCCCAACGUCGAUAGUCACUCUGGUGUCUUGUUGUGGCACUACGGAUUCACUCAAUUCCAGUACUACACAGUCCUGUUCGGUGUCAGCCGCGCCGUGGGUGGAUUGUGCCAAUUGUACUGGGACCGUGCUUUGGGAUUGCCUUUGGAACGUCCCAAGUCCGUCACACCCGAAUGGCUUGCGGCGCAAGUGGCAAAGUAA
Molecule: messenger RNA, 1404 nt
Organism: Seminavis robusta
Lineage: Eukaryota; Bacillariophyta; Bacillariophyceae; Naviculales; Naviculaceae
Source: the annotation of a GenBank genome assembly